Salvia hispanica is the source of this 3851-nucleotide messenger RNA. Lineage: Eukaryota; Viridiplantae; Streptophyta; Magnoliopsida; Lamiales; Lamiaceae. The record is from RefSeq and is a predicted model, not a curated record.
UCAGCAGCAAUCGAUUUGCAGAUAGGCAAGUCAUGACAUUGCUGUGGAGCAAAUUAAUCCAUACAAUUAUCAAAGAAAACCUGCAAAAUCUUCCAUUUCAAUUCAAGCAUCCCAAUCCCAAACGCACAGCAUCCCCUGAGGAAACGUCACUCAUCCGAUCCGAUGACUAAAUUCCGCAAAUAUCAAUCUUCUACUGCACCUAAAUCAGUCUAUUUAAAGCCCAAAGUGAAGGUCAUUAUGCCAUUUCAAUUCGUAUUUCACUUUUCGAAACUUUGGCAGAGCGGAGGUAGUAUAUAAUGGGGCGUUUCCUGAAUUGCUGCUUCACGAUUCCGGUCGGUAACCUAACUUCAGAUUCGCAGCCGCAGGGAUCAAUCGACUUUAUGGAGAAGCCAUCCACUAGCAACGCCAACGGUAACACUGCUUCUGAGAAGUCAAAUGAGGAAUUGAAUGAUACAACCAGAAGACAUGCGACUAAUGUCAUCCUUAACCAUGACUUUUCUGGAGGACUUGAUUCAUGGCAUCCUAAUGGCUGUGAUGGCUUUGUGGUUUCGUCAGAAUCUGGUUAUCCUCAAGGGGCUUCAACUAGCCUAAAUGGGUGUUUCGCCAAAGUUACGAACCGGAAUGAAUGCUGGCAAGGCCUCGAACAACAUAUAACCAACAGGGUUUCUGCAGGAUCCACUUAUACAGUAUGUGCUUGGGUUGGAAUAUCGGGAUCUCGUCAAGCUGUUGCUGAUGUGCAGGCCACUCUGAAACUUGAAUACCAAGACUCAUCAGUUGACUAUUUAUUCAUUGGAAGGACUUCUGCUUCCAUGGAGCGCUUUGAAAAGUUAGAAGGGACUUUUUGUUUAUCCACGAUGCCUCACAGAGUUACAUUUUACAUUGAGGGACCUCCCCCUGGCAUUGACAUACUCAUAAAAUCAGUAGUAGUUUCUGGCCUUGAUGCCAGUCAAUAUGAUAAUUCGAAUGAGGAAUUGAAUGUUACAACAAGCAGACAUGCAACUAAUGUCAUCCUGAACCAUGACUUUUCCGGAGGACUUGAUUCAUGGCAUCCUAAUGGCUGUGAUUGCUCUGUGGUUUCCUCAGACUCUGGUUAUUCUCAACGGAUUUUAGCUAGUCUAAAUGGACCUUUUGCCAGAGUUACGAACCGGAGCGAAUGCUGGCAAGGCCUCGAACAAGACAUAACAAGUAGGGUUUCUGUAGGUUCCACUUACACAGUAUAUGCUUGGGUUGGAAUAUCAGGAUCUGGUCAAGCUGUUGCUGAUGUGCAGGCCACUCUGAAACUUGAAUACCAACACUCAUCAGUUAGCUAUUUAUCCAUUGGAAGAAUUUCUGCUUCCAUGGAGUGCUUUGAAAAGCUAGAAGGGACUUUUAGCUUAUCAACUAUGCCUCAGAGAGUUAUAUUAUACAUGGGGGGACCUCCACCUGGCAUUGACAUACUCGUAAAAUCAGUAGUAGUUUCCUGCUCUGGUUCCAGUCAAUAUGUUACCCAAAGCAAAAGUUCUCUCUGUGAUGAGGAUAGUGACAUUGUACAGAACCCAAGAUUUGAUGACGGCCUUAAUAACUGGUCUGGGAGAGGUUGCAAAAUUGUUUUGAAUGAGUCUAUGGCAGGUGGAAAAAUUCUUCCACAGACGGGAAAAUAUUUUGCAUCAACAGCAAAUCGUACUCAGAACUGGAAUGGAAUUCAACAAGAGAUAACGAGCAGAGUGCAGAAGAAGCUAGCCUAUGAGGUAUUUGCUACAGUGCGAAUAUUUGGUAACAAUGUCAGUAGUGCAGAUGUUAGAGCUACACUGUGGGUUCAGACAGGAGAUCUGCGUGAACAAUACAUAGGGGUUGCGAGUGUGCAGGCAACAGAUAAAGAUUGGGUGCAGUUGCAUGGAAAAUUUCUUUUAAAUAGCUUGCCUUCACGGGCUGUUAUUUAUUUGGAGGGUCCGCCUCCGGGCACUGAUAUUCUUCUUAACAAUUUAGUUGUAAAGCAUGCUCCGAGAGCUCCACCUGCAUCCCGACCAGCCACUCAGAUCUCUCUUUUCGGAUUUAAUAUUGUUGCUAAUAGCAACCUUACACAAGGCACCAAUGGGUGGUUCCCACUUGGAAAUUGCAAUCUUAGUAUUGGCAAUGGUGCUCCACAUAUCCUUCCUCCAAUGGCUCAAGAGUCUCUUGGACCUAAGGAGCCAUUGAGUGGUUGCUAUAUUGCUGUAACUAAUCGUACUCAGACGUGGAUGGGUCCAGCUCAGACAAUUACAGAAAGAGUGCAACUUUUUUUGACUUAUCAAGUGUCUGCAUGGGUACGAAUUGGAAGUGGGGCAACUAGACCUCAGAGUGUCAAUGUGGCUCUUGGUGUGGACUCUCAAUGGGUAAAUGGUGGCCAAGUUGAGAUUAAUGAUGAUAAAUGGCAUGAAAUUGGUGGAUCUUUCAGAAUUGAGAAUCGAGCCACGAAGAUAAUAGUUUAUGUACAGGGUCCUGAUCCUGGUGUUGAUUUAAUGGUUGCAGGGCUACAAAUCUUUCCAGUGGACAGAUCUGCGAGAUUCAAACACUUGAAAACACAAACUGAUAAGAUACGCAAGCGGGAUGUUAUCUUGAAGUUUACCACAUCAGAUUCAUGUCCUCUGUUUGGAACCUUUGUGAAAAUUAGACAAACUCAAAACAGCUUUCCAUUUGGUUCAUGUGUAAACAGGACAAAUAUAGACAAUGAGGACUUCAUUAAUUUCUUUGUGAAGAACUUCAACUGGGCUGUUUUUGGUAAUGAGCUGAAGUGGUAUUGGACGGAGCCGAACAAAGGAAACUUCAACUACAAAGACGCUGAUGACCUAUUGAAUUUUUGUUCAAGCCAAAACAUUCAACUUCGUGGGCACUGUAUCUUCUGGGAGGUGGAGUCAACAGUUCAGUCAUGGAUACGAGCUUUGAGCAAAAAUGAUCUGAUGACAGCGGUUCAAAACCGUUUGACAGGCCUACUGACCCGUUACAAGGGUAAGUUUAAGCACCAUGACGUCAACAAUGAAAUGCUGCAUGGGUCGUUCUACCAAGAUCGUUUGGGAAAAGAUAUCAGGGCAAACAUGUUCAAGAUUGCACAUCAGCUGGACCCUUCUGCCACCCUUUUUGUGAACGACUAUCAUGUUGAGGAUGGAUGUGACUCACAUUCAUCACCCGAGAAGUACAUUCAGCACAUUCUUGAUCUCCAAGAGCAGGGAGCCCCCGUCGGAGGAAUAGGCAUACAAGGUCACAUAGAUCAUCCAGUUGGGCCGAUUGUCUGUUCCGCUCUUAAUAAGUUGGCGAUUCUUGGCCUCCCGAUCUGGUUCACAGAACUCGAUGUCUCUUCUACUAAUGAGUAUGUUAGAGCUGAUGAUUUGGAAGUUAUGCUUCGCGAAGCUUUUGCCCACCCUGCAGUUGAGGGUGUGAUGCUGUGGGGAUUCUGGGAGCUCUUCAUGAGCCGAGACAACGGACACUUGGUUAAUGCAGAAGGGGACAUCAAUGAAGCUGGUAAAAAAUAUCUUGCUCUCAAGGAAGAGUGGCUGUCAAAAUGUCAUGGCCAUAUCGAUGAACAAGGCCAUUUUGAGUUCAGAGGAUUUCAUGGAUCAUAUGAAGUUGAAAUUGUUAGUCUUUUACAAGAUGAGAAAGUGACCAAGACAUUUGUAGUUGAUCCAGGUGAGGAUCCUCUUGUGAUAACCUUCAAUAUCUAGUUAUUUUGUUCUUUCUGGUGCAGAUUGUUGUUACAUGAUUGUUACUUGGCAAUGUAAUAUUGAUUAUAUAAUAAACUGUUUUAGCUGUUGCUUUCUUUGUAAGAUGAAAUUGAACACGUUGAUGGUUUAACUGUUGUGACAUAUUUGAAAGGAGUGAAACCACCAUUGGUUAUUGUA